This is a messenger RNA of Symbiodinium sp. CCMP2592, 1731 nucleotides long. NCBI's taxonomy places the organism in Eukaryota, Dinophyceae, Suessiales, Symbiodiniaceae. The record is from the annotation of a GenBank genome assembly.
AUGCAGCAGGACCGCCAUGGUUGGUACAAAGAAAGCUGGUUCUACGUUUCUGCAGCGCUCCAGCUGAUCUGUGUCGGCAAGCUCUUAUUUGUGACAUUGCGGCGUCGGAGAAAAAUUUGGGAAGUUGCUCGAAGAUGUGGUUGCUGCAUCUGGAAGACAGAUCUAGGAGACAUGAAGCCUGAAGUGCGGAGGUUAAUUGAGAGCAGGGCCAGGCAAAGGCGCCUGGCGGCAACAAAAAGCUUCAAUACCUUCCUCGUGUUUGGCUACUUCAUAGUCUGUUUGAUUUUUCAGUACACCGCCUUGACGCAGAAUGCAUUGUUCCUGUCGCUAGAGCUGGCAUGGCUGAGCACUGUCAGUUUGGCGUUUUUUGGGAUUGGAUACAUGUAUCCACGAUUGUUUAGCUCCGGUAUUCUGAACUGGUGGUAUGUGGCGGGCAUGGCUUUGCAAUGUGCUGGAGCGGUACCCAUUUUCGGAACAGUGUACCCAAACUACUUUUUCGGUGCUCUGUCGACUAUGACAUUCCGACUGCCGGCUGUCCUAGUUUGCACAAAGCCUUGGCUGGUGCUCGCAUGCAAAACCUUCCCUCUUGUCAUGGUCAUACCGCGGACUCUGGUAUACCACAGUCCCGAGAACUUCAGGGCAGACGGCUGCCCCCGUCGGGUGGGCAGGUUCAACAUGAUUCUGUCGGAGGUGGUUUUCUUUUUCCUUGUGAAUUUGGCGGCCAUCGUGCUGGACAGACAUCUCCAGACACAGGAGAAGCAGCGCUUGCUCACGAGCCAAGCCGCCACGGAGCUCAGAGCAGCCUCAUCACUCCUUCAGCUGACCUGUGAUGCGGUCGUUGAACUGGAUGACAAGCUUCGCUUUGCAGCUCCAGCGCCAGAUCUCGAAGCAAUGCUCCUGAAGAAUACCCAGGCAGCUUCGCUUUGUGGGAAGCGCUUCACCGACUUGAUGCCGACUAGCGAAGAGGCUGAGCGGACCGAGAACCUCCUGCAGGGAACUGGCGGCUCGGACAUCUCCGCCACGGCCUUCCACACGCGCCUGAUCGACAGUUGCUUCAGCAAGUUCCGGACGGAAGUCUUCCACGUCAAAUACCUCCGUCCGAACCAGCAGGUGUGCCACCUGCUCGGACUGCGAGACUUCACGGAUCAGGGCUCAUUGGCGGGCCGGAAAGCUAUGGACAGCUCAGCCGAUGCGGGUCAAGGACUGUUGGAAACAGGCAUGCACGAUAUGGGCACGCCCGAGGUAGAUCCACAGCAGACGCGACCCCUAGAUUCCAGUAUGGAUUCCAGCGCCGGCGGUGUGGAUGAUUUCGAGCAAAAGGGUCCACAGAGUACCUUCCUGUACAUUGACAUGGACCGAUUGCAAGCGACGUCAGCCUCUACUAGCGCUUGCACCCUUGCUGGGAAGCCGUUGAAAGACAUAUUUGGGCCAGUGGAGCUUGACUUCCUUCAGAAGGCUUGGGUACAGGUGCGUGCCGACCGGAAACUUGCAGUGAACAACAAGGCUCUUAACUUUCAGAACCUCGAAGUAUUGCUGGAUGACUGCGACAACUCCGUCCCAGUCCUUGUCACAGGCAAGAUCGAAGUUGUGCAGCAUGCCGAGGGGAGAUUGGACUUCCUGCUGCAUUUUCUUUCUCCGUCACUUGCCUCGACACCCUCUUCCCUAGCGACUUCAUCACAAGGUUUGCAGUCAGCCAGAGCUUCGUCCAUCAAAAUGCUUGUUGCUCUGUGA